AUGAAGUUAGAUACUCGUGCCAUCCGGUAUUUGACCGGUGAAGACUGGCGAGUCCUAACUGCUGUCGAGAUGGGAAGCAAAAACCAUGAAGUUGUUCCAACAACGUUGAUAUCACAGAUAUCUGGUUUGCGCGGUGCAAGUGGAGUCAACAGGAGCAUCUCAAACCUCGCAAAAGUUGGACUUAUCGCCAAAGUCAAGAAUGCAAAAUAUGACGGCUACCGACUUACAUAUGGAGGGUUGGAUUACCUCGCCUUGAACGCAUUCAUCAAACGAAAGUCUGUUUAUUCCAUUGGGAACCAGGUUGGUGUUGGGAAAGAGUCUGAUAUCUAUGUGGUGGCCGACGAAUCCGGGAAGCAAAUAAUCCUUAAGAUACACCGGUUGGGACGGAUAUCUUUCAGGACCGUCAAGGCAAACCGGGAUUAUCUGCGUAAUCGUAACUCCGCGAGUUGGAUGUAUAUGUCGCGCCUCGCAGCCAUGAAGGAGUUUGCGUUCAUGAAGAUCCUGAAAGACAAUGGGUUUCCUGUACCGACACCAUUGGACCAAGCUCGACACUGUGUCCUCAUGGAGCUGAUAGACUCAUACCCACUUCGGCAAGUCACAUCGAUAGCAGACCCCCCUAAACUGUAUGCCGACCUUAUGGCUUUGAUCCUACGGUUCGCAUCCCAGGGCCUGAUUCACGGAGAUUUCAAUGAAUUCAAUAUCCUUGUCAACGAGGAGACACAACAGCCAGUUGUUAUCGACUUUCCACAGAUGGUCUCAAUUGAUCACACCAAUGCAAAGGAAUAUUUCGACAGGGACGUUCAAUGCAUUAAAACAUUCUUCGAGCGCAAGUUUAAAUUUAUCAGUGACGACGAGGGACCAACCUGGGACGAUGUCAAGCGAACAGGAAAGCUUGACAUUGAAGUCGAGGCUAGCGGAUUUUCCAAGAAACAAGCCAAAGAGCUGGACAAAUACCUCCAGCAAGUCACACAGCUUGACGAGAGGGAGGGUGGUGAAGCUGGAGACAUCUCCCCGGAUGAGGAUGACGAAGAUGAGAUAGAACAAAGUAGCGACGUAGAAGAGGACGAUGAUGAGGAGGAAGCAGAAGGAGAAAAAUAUGGGGGCGAGCAUAGCAAUCUUAGCAAAGAUAAUCCUGAAAUGAAAAAUGAGGCUAAGACUCCACGGGCUCUUAGUUCCGGGGUCUGA
Orbilia oligospora ATCC 24927 is the source of this 1185-nucleotide messenger RNA. RefSeq lists its product as uncharacterized. Bases 1 to 1185 code for a protein of 394 amino acids. NCBI's taxonomy places the organism in Eukaryota, Fungi, Ascomycota, Orbiliomycetes, Orbiliales, Orbiliaceae. The record is from RefSeq and is a predicted model, not a curated record. Gene Ontology annotation, cellular component: nucleus; cytosol; preribosome, small subunit precursor. Gene Ontology annotation, molecular function: ATP binding; protein serine/threonine kinase activity. Gene Ontology annotation, biological process: protein phosphorylation; maturation of SSU-rRNA. The transcript has 5 exons.